Molecule: messenger RNA, 2311 nt
Organism: Trichogramma pretiosum
Lineage: Eukaryota; Metazoa; Arthropoda; Insecta; Hymenoptera; Trichogrammatidae
Product: UDP-glucuronosyltransferase 2C1-like
Exons: 5
Coding region: 248-1849 (533 amino acids)
Molecular function (GO): UDP-glycosyltransferase activity
Source: RefSeq, a predicted model, not a curated record
ACUAUUUAUUAAAGUACGCACGAGUGCAUUUAACAUGAUACUAACCGAUAUUUCAAUUAUUGUAUCCUUCAAAUGUUUUAAGAUAAGCCGUAUCUAUUAAUCGAUUGAACGUAUACAAGGCAUUCGUAAAGUAGUAUCUAGAUAGUUGUAUUCGAAAUAUUCAUGUGAUAAUUUCGGCUUUUUGAUUCUUCGUAAAUGUGAUCUGUAGUGACAAUAUUUUGUUUCGCUUCAAUUUCUAACAAAAACAAUGAAGAGUUUCAAGAUAAUUAUAACGGUGUUAUUAAUAAAUUUGUCAAUCAGCAGAGCCUACAAAAUUUUGGCAAUAUUUCCAUUCCAUGCCAAAAGUCAUGAUAAUAUGCUGUCUGCAUUUGCUAAAGGUUUAGCUGAACGUAAACACCAAGUUGAUGUUGUGACGCAUUAUCCCGCAAAAAAUCCACCUGAAACGUACAGAAUAGUUGUGAAUUUGAGUGGUACUGAGCCACCCAUAAUAAAUAGCUUUCACAUUGAUUAUGCAAAAACAAUAGCUCAAGAUGUUACGGUCAAGGUUGCAGAUCGUUAUGGUAGUGAUCUUUGCCACUACAUGAAUUUACCAGAUUUUCAAAAAUUAACCAAAAAAAUCAAAAGCAGUAAAGAUAAGCUUUAUGAUCUCGUCGUUCUUGAAGCAUUCGGAUCUAGUUGUUUUAUGGGGUUUGGUCACCUUUUGAAAGUACCUGUUAUUGGAAUUUCAACUUUAGUAGAAUUUCCUUGGAUAAGUGAUUUCAUUGGUAACGAUGAUAAUUUAGCUUACGUUCCAUCCUGCUCUACAAAAUAUUUUGACAAAACUAAAUUUUGGGAUAGAUUGAUGAAUUUAUUACAUUAUCACUAUGAAAAAUUUCGCUUUCAUUCAAAAACUGAAAAAAUCCAAACGGAGCUAAUGAGAAAAUAUUUGAGUCCUGACAUGCCCAAUGUAAGAGAAAUUGAAAAACAAAUUGCUUUAACGUUUGUUAAUAGACAUCCAGUAAUAUUUGGGAUAAAGCCAUUGGUUCCAUCUUUAGUAGAGCUCAGUGCUUUACACAUGGAGGAAGACCCAAAACUUCCGGAUUUACAAAAGUGGCUUGAUGAGAGUAACUCAGGGGUCGUAUAUUUUACUUUUGGAUCAAUGGUAUUAAUUGAAACUCUACCAAAACAUCAGAUUUUCGAAAUUUAUAAUUCAUUGAGAAAAUUGAACCAAAGAGUGUUAUUGAAAAUAGCCGACCCGACAAAAUUACCUCCUAAUCUACCAGAAAAUGUAUUAACUUCUCCGUGGAUUCCUCAACAAGCUGUAUUAAAGCAUAAAAAUGUCAAGCUAUUCAUCACACACGGUGGAUUGAUGGGGUCUCAAGAGGCUUUGUAUUAUGGUGUACCUAUGAUAGGUAUUCCGUUGUUUGGAGAUCAACCGAUAAAUGUGGAUAAGUUUGUCCAAAUGAAAAUGUCCUUAAAAAUAGAUUUUGACAAUUUAACAACUAAUUCUCUAGAUUGGGCUUUGAAUGAAAUAUUUACAAAUUAUAAAGUUUACAAAGAAAGAGCAGAAUAUAAUUCGAGAUUAUUCAAGGACAGACCGAUGAGUCCAAUGGAUACGGCCGAGUACUGGAUCAAGUAUGUUAUUCGUUACGGAGCUGGUCCUUUAAAAUCUCCUGCAUUAGAGCUGAAUUGGUGGCAAUUAUCAAUGCUCGAUGUAUAUAUUUUUUUACUAAUCUUUUUUAGCGUCAUAGUAUUUUUUUUGUGUAUUUUGAUACAGUUAUUUUUCAACCUCAUUAAAAAUCGCAUUAGUAUUAAGCAUGUCUCUAAAACUUUAUCUGAAAAUUCGUCUAAAAAAGUCAAAUAUAAUUAGAUAAAGUAUACAAGUGUGGGCUAUUGCACCUCAAGCAUGAUAUCCCAAAAAAUGUAAUUAAAUGUACUCUAUAUACUGUAUGUACGCUUAGAAAGGAUAUAGAUAAGUGAAAUUUGCAGAAAUUCAGUCCUCUGAGGUUUUUUCUCAUGGGUCGAUAGAGGCUCAAAUUUUGGUUUUCUUCUAAUAAAUUUUAAUCUACGUUUCGCGCAGUAAGGAAAGCUAUAGUAACAUUCUGGUAGCGCUGAACAGAUGGAAAAAAUUUUUUUCUCAUUUUUGUGAAUUUUUCGUGGCCAAAACGAGAAUUUAUUUUCAAAGUUCUUCUCAAGAGUACAUGAUUAGUUUCAAUUUCGUUUUUCGGAUAUAAAGCCUUGACGUAGAAUCGCUCAAAACAAAUUGUAUUGAUAAGUAGCGUUGUUAAUUAUUUAAAUUUUUUGAAGAUUUUGUUUAAAGUAAAUAAAUUAG